AUGAGCCACAAUUACAACGGUGGCAGGUAUGGCCUGGACCGAAGCAAUCGUCAAUAUCGACUCCCACCACCACAUUCAUCGAUUCCAAUAGGACUCAUUGUGGACGAUCAACACAUGAGCUCACACCAGAGAACAGACGUACCGCAUUCGAGGAGCGAUCUCCCCUCACCAAGAGAGAGCCUCCCAUCUGUCCAUCAACUUCUGUCUGACACAAAUACAAGCUACUUGCCUUCUAUUACUACUCAGUGUCACGGCCGUAGCCUACAAAGCUCACCAUCCAUACGUUCGCGCCCUCCUAGUUCACAUUACAACCCUCCACGAAGCUCCGAUGGAGCAUUCUCUGAUUACGCCUCUCUGUCUCCUUCUAGUGACAGAGAAUAUGAGCAUUAUCGCAGCCCACAGUCUACUAGACUACUUCCAAUUUCACAAGUAGGGUUGGAGGCAUCUCACACAUGUCCGCCUCAUAGAGCUUGCUUGCACCUUGUGUCGGAUGACGAAUCCCCCCGGAGUCAGUCCGUUUCGAGGGAUCCCACGGCAAGUCCGGGACACUCCGACCCGUCGUUAUCUCACUUUGUAUCAAGCCCGAGGCAAGAGGGCUCACAGGCUGGUCCACGAGGAGGGCCCCCUGCUCCUAACCAGGUCGUCGAUGAGCGGUAUCUACCCGGGAAAGGGGUCUGCUAUAUCUUUGCAGACAAUUCAUACUGCCCGAAACUGAUUGACGGUCAGCCAGUCAAUCCAAAUUGGGGGUUGACAAAGGCUGGUAAAGCGCGGAAACGAUUGGCGCAGGCCUGUAUUCCUUGUAGGGAGAAGAAGGUGAAAUGCCAGCCGAAUCUUCCCAAAUGUGAUCAAUGUCAAAAGUCGGGGCGAGAGUGUCGGUUUGAAAGCGCACCUCGCGGAAGUCGAGCUCGAUCUUCUUCAUAUGAUCCUGUGUCGGCGUAA
Messenger RNA from Talaromyces marneffei, 939 nucleotides. RefSeq lists its product as uncharacterized. The transcript is spliced from 2 exons. Gene Ontology annotation, biological process: regulation of DNA-templated transcription. NCBI's taxonomy places the organism in Eukaryota, Fungi, Ascomycota, Eurotiomycetes, Eurotiales, Trichocomaceae. Gene Ontology annotation, molecular function: DNA-binding transcription factor activity, RNA polymerase II-specific; zinc ion binding. The record is from RefSeq and is a predicted model, not a curated record. The coding region runs from base 1 to 939 and encodes 312 amino acids. Gene Ontology annotation, cellular component: nucleus.